Bipolaris maydis ATCC 48331 is the source of this 1543-nucleotide messenger RNA. Its product is annotated as pyridoxal phosphate-dependent transferase. Gene Ontology annotation, cellular component: peroxisome. Gene Ontology annotation, molecular function: L-serine:pyruvate transaminase activity; L-alanine:glyoxylate transaminase activity. The record is from RefSeq and is a predicted model, not a curated record. NCBI's taxonomy places the organism in Eukaryota, Fungi, Ascomycota, Dothideomycetes, Pleosporales, Pleosporaceae.
AUGUCGUCACCUCGUUUACGGGCGACGUCCCGUCUGAACCAGGUCUCCAAGCAUUUAGAUCCCAAGCCCUUCCUCGAAUUGAACACGCCCUUUGCUACCGAACGCACCACUCGCCUCGAAGACGAACACGGCAACCGCAUAGUACCCAAGAAGCCAGAAGAAGCCAAGGCACAAGUCAACCAAGUUGAGCCAGUCAAGCCCCAAGUCAAGGAGACCAAGGAGACCAAGGAACCCACCCCGGAACCACCAAAGAACAUGUCCAGCCAACCACCACACCCCGCUCUCCUCAUCCCCGGGCCCAUUGAGUUUGAUGAUGCCGUCCUCAACUCCAUGAGCCAUUACAGCGAGUCGCAUGUCGGCCAACCCUUUGUAAACACCUUCAGCGAAGUCCUAGGAAACCUACGCAAGCUCUUCGUCUCCACCGACCCUGCUGCGCAACCCUUUGUCAUCUCCGGCUCUGGUACACUCGGAUGGGAUCAAGUCGCCGCCAACCUGGUAGAGCCCGGCGAUGAGGUUCUCGUCCUACACACUGGCUACUUUGCCGACUCGUUUGCCGACUGUUUCGAGACAUAUGGCGUCAAGGCCACACAACUCAAGGCGCCCAUUGGCGAACGACCACAACUCGACGAGGUCGAAGCGGCGCUGAAGGAGAAGGAGUACAAGAUCCUGACUGUCACCCAUGUGGAUACUUCAACUGGUGUCCUGAGCGAGAUCAAGGCACUCAGCGAGCUUGUCCACCGAGUGAGCCCCGAGACGCUGGUCGUGGUAGACGGUGUCUGCAGUGUCGGCUCUGAAGAGAUCCGCUUCGACGAAUGGAAGCUCGAUGCUGUUCUCACAGCUUCGCAAAAGGGAAUUGGCUGCCCAGCUGGUUUGAGCAUCAUGAUGGUCUCUGGUCGCGCAAUCGAAAGGUUCAAGGCAAGAAAGACACGGCCAACUUCGUACUUUGGUUCAUGGAAGAAUUGGCUACCAAUCAUGCAAAACUACGAAGCCAAGAAGCCCUCCUACUUUGCGACCCCCUCGCCACAACUCAUCCACGCUCUCGACACCGCCCUCAAGCAAAUCCUCGCGAGGCCCAUUGAAGACUACUGGGCUGCCCACAAGGCUGCGUCACAAAAGGUCAAAAAGGCUGUUGAAGACCUGGGCCUCAAGCAAUUGGCUUCGAAGCCCGAGAACCAGGCUACUGGUAUGACCGCCAUCUACCUUCCUGAGGGCAUGACACCUCCUCAAGUGCUCCCCAACCUCCUUAAGAAGGGUGUCAUCUUCGCCGGCGGUCUGCACAAGGAGAUUGCCACCAAAUACAUUCGAUUUGGCCACAUGGGUGUCAGUGUGACAGAUCCCAACCGUCCAGACAUUACCAAGGCGAUUGAAAGCUUGAAGGAGGGUCUGUUCGAGGCUGGAUACAAGGCUUGAUUCAAUGUGCAGAAUGAUGACACAUUGAAAUAUCCAUAUAAACAAAAAUAGAAAAUGCCUGAAUACAAAUGAAGAACACAUUUUUAUGUCGUCAGCAAGCAGUUUUAGCAAACAAUGUCGAUGAUGCAUUUUU